AUGGGGACGACGACGGCGAGGGAGACGGGCGACGCGGCGAAGGCGAGCGAAGGGAAGACGGCGAAGGCGCUCGCGGCGAAGCCGGCGGCGGAGUCGUCUUCGACAGCCGUGGAGCUCGUCGCGACGGCGAAUUUAGGCGGUAAGUCCAAGGUUUUGUUUGAGAUCGAAGGCGCCGGAGAGGCGGUGGAUUUAGACGGCGAUACCGGCGCCGUGGGUCGUUGGCUCGCCGAGUCCUCGCGCGCGCUCAAGGUUGACAUGAAGGGCGUGAUGUACAACGCGCGCGUCGUCUCGAGCGCCGGCACCGUCGUCGUCGUCGCCGUCAACGCCGACGUAGCCAAGAUCGAGAGCGUACACCGCGAGUUCGUGCAGCUUCGCGAAGACCCGAGCGCGAUGGGCGGCAUGGAGAAUUUCGGCGUCGGUUCGCUCUUCGACCAGGACGAAGACGUCGACGACGAAGACGUCGCCGUCGGCGCCAAGCGCAAGCGCGCCGCGGAGACCUCCAAAGCCUCGGGCGCGUCCGCUCGCAGGCCCGCGACGAAGCUCCGCGAACGCGGCGCGAUGCCCGCCCCCGCGGACGCCAAGCGCGUGUUCAAGCUCGCGCUCGGCGCGGACGGGACGAAGAAACAGCGAUACGUCGUCGAGACGCGCUCGGCGGGCGGCGGACGGCUCGGGGUGAUUCUGAUCGGACUGAAGAGCCCAGAUCGGGUGCUGGUGAGCUCGAGCGCGGCGCGCGCGGCGCUGAACGCGGAAGAAUUCGUGUGCGUCGACGCGAACGUGGAGCGAGAGCUGGUGAACGCGCGAGCGAUACGCGUGGUGCGAGUGGAACGCGGCGAACGGGUGUGCGUGCUGGAUGAUGGUGAGGCGACGAACGCGAACGUCGGGGCGCCGGCGAACCGCGGGGAGACGUCGACGGAGGGCUCGCCGAGCGGACCGCCGCCGGCGAAGAUGAUGGGAGCGACGAACCAAGACGUGUUGGGGAUGUUGAGCGGGAUCAUGAAAGGGGCGAGUCCGCGGAUUUUGAGGAAGGAUGAAGCGGGAGGGAUAAUACAGAGCGAGCCGCCGGCGCCGACGCGCGCGGCGGGGCAACCGACGGGGCAACCGACUCGGACGAAGUCGCCGAUGUUGACGCCGCGAACGACGCGCGGGGGCACCGCGACUCGUGGGCCGACGUCGACGAACGGGCAGACACCGCCGAUGGGGAGUGCGUCCGGCCCUGGUGCGUCGUCGCUGCCGCUGGGUACGUUUGGCGCCGCGUCGCCGUCGUUCUUUUCGCCAGCCUUCGCGUCGCCGAGCGAAGCCGCGCCAGCGCGAGCGAGCGGUGAUGAUUACAUCGAAAGUAUGAUGAGUGAUUUUUCCGCGGCGCUUCUCGGAGGUGAUACAGGAGACGCGCGCGUGGGCGCGAACAUCCCUCUCGGAUACACUUCACCGUCGGUGAACUCGCAUCAACAACUCGAGCACAACGUCCCGUCAGCGGGUGACAGAGAAUUGAGUCCGUUUUUCUCUUCCGUGGACGCCUCAGCGAGUGGUGUCCUCGGAGGCGCGCUAGAAGAUGGUGUCGACGUGGCGCCGCACGAAGACAUUUCCGGACUUCGUGGCGGCGAUGCAGACGAAAUCGACCUCGCCGAACUCACAGCCGGUCGAUUCGAAGCGGAUGCACUGGGUCUGGACGCCACCCCGGCCGAACUCACAGAUCUGUUGAAUCGAUCGCGCAUACUUCGUCAAGCCACGGAGACGUUGGGCGAUUCUGCGCUCGACGACGAUUCCAUCAAGGAGGAAGUUUCCGCGCCACCGACGAACAGCGUGUUCCGCGAUCUGCAGCGCGAGCCGUCGGCUGGUGAAAUAUGCACUGCGUUUAAUUUGCGCGGGGAUAAGUUCGGAUGCAACGGGUGCGUGAGUCGACACGUGUGUCAACUCUGCGAGUCGCCGCGUCACACGUUUGGAAUGUGUCCGUCACUCUACGCCAACAUUCAUAAACGCGUGGAGAACAAAGUGUGCUUGGAUUAUUACUUGAACUCCGUGGACGACACCGGCGGAGCUUUGCGUAACGGAUGGGAUCAAGAAAAGCACGUUUGGAAUUUGUGUCCCCGCAGCGACAAGUGCAUGCUCGAGCACGUGUGCGGCGCGUGCGGAAAGAGCGGCAACGACGCGCAUUUACCGACGUGUCGCUUACACGCCGUCUUCGCCGACUCUGCUCCAGUCGAUUUGUGUCGAAAGUACUACUUGCACUCUCUCGGAGACUAUUUCAAGAUGGAGAGCGACUCGCAAAAGUUUAAAAUCGGAAGCAGCGGUGGCUGGGCGUUGUGCGGCAAGGGCGAUCGAUGUCACUCUCGACACAUUUGCGGUCACUGCGGUGAAGAAGGACGCGGCAAACACAAGCCAGAGUGUAAACUGCACUCUGUGUGCGGUGUGAUUCCGGACGCGAACAAGCAACCAUGCUUUUUAUACUUCAUGAAGUCCAUGGUCGGCAUUCGCGAGUUUGAAAAGGCCCUCCUCGGCGGUAGCGCGAAGGGAUUUUGCUCGCAGAAGAAAGGCGAGUGCUCUGGAUACCACGUGUGCGGUUCUUGUGGGAAGGAAGACGUGUCGCCGUACAACGCGGAAGGCCACGCCGCGUCGUGUCGCAUGCGAACGAUUUCCAACGAAAUCGAUCCGACCCUCAACCCGCGAACGAAACAAAUGCUCAAAGAUUACGAAGAAGAACUCGCACGCGUUCGCGCGAGCGCCAAGUCGAAGGAAACUACCGCGACGCAAACCAUCGGUGACGAUGGCUCGAAGGCGGAAUCGAAAUCCGAUCAAGUCGACGAUGACGCUUUAACGCCGAUCGACGUGAAACGAUGUCGACGCCUCCGAUCGGAAAUUGACGCCAUCCUUCGAGGCAUCGGCGACGACAUCGAUUUGCUCGUCGAAGAAGCGGUGGAAUGCGCGGGUAAGGAAAUGAAAAAGAGCGCGAAUCCGACGCACAAACUAGAACAAAUUAGAGAGAACUUUCGAAAGAUGAUGUGAUGUAAUAUGUCGAUGAUGACAAAAUAUUGUA
Molecule: messenger RNA, 3031 nt
Organism: Ostreococcus lucimarinus CCE9901
Lineage: Eukaryota; Viridiplantae; Chlorophyta; Mamiellophyceae; Mamiellales; Bathycoccaceae
Exons: 2
Coding region: 1-3000 (999 amino acids)
Biological process (GO): DNA endoreduplication; chromosome organization
Cellular component (GO): nucleus; DNA topoisomerase type II (double strand cut, ATP-hydrolyzing) complex
Molecular function (GO): double-stranded DNA binding
Source: RefSeq, a predicted model, not a curated record